CUCGGCCCUUUCCGCCCCGCUCCCGCCCCGCGCCCGGGUCGCUGCGCUGAGACCCAGCCGCCCCCCCGCCGCCGCCAUGAUCAUCUACCGGGACUGCAUCAGCCAGGAUGAGAUGUUCUCGGACAUCUACAAGAUCCGGGAGGUGGCGGACGGCCUGUGCCUGGAAGUGGAGGGGAAGAUGGUCACCAGGACAGAGGGUCAAAUUGAUGACUCUCUAAUUGGUGGCAAUGCCUCUGCUGAAGGUCCUGAGGGAGAUGGAACAGAAGCCACGGUCAUAACUGGUGUUGACAUAGUAAUUAACCACCACCUUCAGGAGACCAGCUUCACAAAAGAAUCCUACAAGAAGUACAUCAAGGAUUACAUGAAAGCAAUCAAAGCCAGACUUGAGGAACACAAGCCAGAGAGAGUAAAGCCUUUCAUGACUGGGGCUGCAGAACAAAUCAAACACAUCCUUGCCAACUUCAAAAACUACCAGUUCUUUGUAGGGGAGAACAUGAAUCCAGAUGGAAUGGUGGCUCUCCUGGAUUUCCGUGAGGAUGGUGUGACCCCAUAUAUGAUUUUCUUUAAGGAUGGCUUAGAAAUCGAGAAAUGUUAACAAAUCAAACAAUAUGGUUUUGGAUCACUUGUCUACAUAGCUGGCUACUGUUUCUUCUUCAUCAGCACAACACCUGGAAUCAGCAAUGUCUAACAACUGGACUGAUGUCAUCUUGAGCUUUAUUCACUUAUUUUUGACCCUGAUUUGGAGUGGAGGCAUUGUUUUCAAAAACAACAAAAAAAUCUAUCAUGUAGGUUGUCUAAAAUAAAACUCAUUUAAACCCA
This is a messenger RNA of Cinclus cinclus, 819 nucleotides long. RefSeq names its product tumor protein, translationally-controlled 1 (gene TPT1). The coding region runs from base 77 to 595 and encodes 172 amino acids. The transcript has 6 exons. Gene Ontology annotation, cellular component: cytoplasm. The record is from RefSeq and is a predicted model, not a curated record. NCBI's taxonomy places the organism in Eukaryota, Metazoa, Chordata, Aves, Passeriformes, Cinclidae. Gene Ontology annotation, molecular function: calcium ion binding.